AAAGCUCCUAGAACAAAAAACAUUCCUUUUUCCUUUUGAUUUCAAACAAAAGAUUUCCAAACUCGAGCGGCUGUUGAAUCAGUCAACAAUCAAAAAGAAAAAAUUGUUGUGUGGAGGGGAAGAAGAUUCACCAUACCCAAAUUUUUUUGUCAAGCUUCAAUCAGUGAUUAAUGGGAGAGGAUGGAGCCUCCACCUUUACUGUGGAUGAUGCCCUUUUGCACAUGGGGUUUGGAAAAUUCCAAAUUCUCGUGCUUGUUUAUGCCGGAAUGGGUUGGGUUUCAGAAGCUAUGGAAAUGAUGCUUCUCUCUUUUAUUGGUCCGGCAGUUCAAGCUUUAUGGGGUCUCACUUCCCAUCAAGAGGGCCUAAUAACCAGUGUGGUUUUCGUCGGGAUGCUUGUUGGAGCGUAUUCAUGGGGUGUUGUCUCAGAUAAAUAUGGAAGAAGGAAAGGGUUCCUCAUCACCGCAGUAGUUACUUCUGGAGCUGGCUUUUUGAGCGCCUUGUCUCCAAAUUACAUUUCAUUGAUUAUUUUUCGUUGUUUGGUUGGUCUUGGUCUGGGUGGUGGCCCCGUUCUUUGCUCCUGGUUUCUAGAAUUUAUUCCUGCCCCAAGCAGAGGCACUUGGAUGGUUAUUUUCCAAGCGUUCUGGACUUUUGGGACCAUUUCUGAGGCCUCACUUGCAUGGUUUGUCAUGCCUAGAUUGGGUUGGAGAUGGCUACUUGUUCUGUCGGCUAUCCCUUCAUCUGUUCUCCUUGUAUUCUAUGUGUUUGCACCCGAAUCACCCCGGUAUCUAUGUCUGGAAGGUAGAAAAGAGGAAGCACUUGUUGUUUUGGAGAAAAUAGCUAGAAUGAAUGGAGCGAAAUUGCCUUCUGGAAUUCUUGUUUCUGAGAAUGAAAUCGAGUUAGCUGACAAGAGUGCUCCAACAGAAGAUACACAGUUGCUUCAAGCAGAAGAGAACGGAUACGAAACUCCUAUGCAAAUUAAUCCUAAAGCAGGAGGCAUCUCAUCGCUGUUGCACCUUCUUUCACCAGAAUUAGUUCGGUCAACCACACUCUUAUGGAUGGUUUUCUUUGGAAAUGCAUUUUCAUACUAUGGACUCGUAUUACUGACAACGGAGUUGCACAAUGGACGUAAUACUUGUCGUCCAGAAGCACUGCAAUCAGAAAAGCUCAAUGGCGUCAGCUACAAAGAUGUUUUCAUUACUACUUUUGCCGAGUUCCCCGGCCUCCUCAUUUCUGCUUUCACUGUCGAUAGAUACGGGCGUAAGUUUUCAAUGGCAGUUAUGUUCUUCCUGUCUUGCAUUUUCCUGCUCCCACUGGUAGUCCAUCAGCCUCGGAGACUGACAACAGGCCUCCUCUUCGGUGCUCGAAUAUGCGUUACGGCAAGCUUCACGGUUAUGUAUAUAUAUGCACCGGAGAUAUACCCAACAUCCCUUAGAUCAACCGGUGUUGGAAUUGCAAGCUCGAUGAGUAGAAUUGGCGGGAUGGUAUGUCCGCUCGUUGCGGUGGGUCUAGUGCAUGGAUGUCAUCAAACCGCUGCCAUUUUGUUGUUUGAGGUUAUAAUUUUUGCGGCAGGGAUAUGCGUACUUCUGUUCCCGGUAGAGACUAUGGGUCGGGACUUGAGUGAUAGCGUUUCUAGUUCGAAACAGACAAUUGAGUCAAGUUAAAUAGUGAGAGGGCUUUGCACCUUCUGUAUAACAGUUGUUUUACUACAAAGAAGACAAUAAAGAAGUUUUUGGCUUCCAUAGAAAA
Molecule: messenger RNA, 1746 nt
Organism: Hibiscus syriacus
Lineage: Eukaryota; Viridiplantae; Streptophyta; Magnoliopsida; Malvales; Malvaceae
Product: organic cation/carnitine transporter 7-like
Biological process (GO): transmembrane transport
Cellular component (GO): membrane
Molecular function (GO): transmembrane transporter activity
Source: RefSeq, a predicted model, not a curated record